AUGACCAGACAGACCAAGGAAGGCAGUCGGCAGCUAGCCUUUGACACGGCGGUCAAGGUAGUCAAGCAGAGAAGCACCAUGGGGCGGCAGCGGACCGGGCAUGCAUCCAAUGAUCCCGGAUUGGAAUCGAGGAGAGAACACAGAGUGGCAGGCGCGCAGGCGAGAGGACUGGAGGCAGGUUUCGCAGACCCACCCACCUCGCAGAGUGGGCCCAGUGGCCAGUGGCCGGUGGCUCACCUGGCUCAUGGCUCACCGUACCGCCGCCCGCACCACCCAAGACCACGGCCUCAUGCCUCAAUGCCUCAUGCCUCCAGGCGACUGCCCUUCCCCCGCGACCCGACCCCUCAUCCCUCAUUAACCACAACCCAGUCAUCCUCUCUCCUCCUCUCUCUCCAUCUCCCAUCUGCACUUGCACUCGUCUUCUUCACCCCGAUCCACAUCCAUCCACCGCAACAAUGGCCAUUUAUGAAGGUGCAGCUCGCGAAGCUCAAGGCCGACCAGGAGAAGUCCGGCAAGAAGGGCGACCACCGGGAGAACUUCAAGAAGGUCGCUGCCAUGUGGAAGGAUGCCCCGGAGAACCCGAAGAACAAGGCCUCGUAA
This is a messenger RNA of Trichosporon asahii var. asahii CBS 2479, 600 nucleotides long. RefSeq lists its product as uncharacterized. Bases 1 to 600 code for a protein of 199 amino acids. The transcript has 5 exons. The record is from RefSeq and is a predicted model, not a curated record. Lineage: Eukaryota; Fungi; Basidiomycota; Tremellomycetes; Trichosporonales; Trichosporonaceae.